AUGUAUCAAUGGCCUGGGAAGAAUCCGGCUCAGGAAGUAAGAACACACUUCUCUAUUACAAAAACCGAGACGAAGAAACCUUCUAAUAGCGCUGCAGUAUCGGUUCCCAGCCAAGGAGGGCAGCCUUCUUCAGAAUCGGGAAUAUCCCAAGGCGGCGCAGAAUUGGAUUCACCUCCAGAGCAGGGCUCACCCACAAACGGUGGAUCAUCAGAAUCUGUCCCAGGACAAGGCUCACCUCAAAUCGACGCACGAGCAGACCCUUCAUCUCCAGCAAACCCAACCGGAAAACCAACAAAUCUACCUCCAGUAAAUCCAACAGGAAAACCAACAAACCUGCCUCCGGUAAACCCAACUGGAAAACCAACAGAACUGCCGCCAGUAAACCCAACUGGAGAACCAUCAAACCCUGCUACAGGUCAGGGUAUAGCCCAGGACAUCUGGGUGAGGCAGCCACAAUCAGGCCACGCAUCUGUCUCCCCGCAGCCCAGUAUCGGAUACAUCCCGCAGCCGAGUAUAUACCAAUCAGUAGCCUACCCACAAAGCAGCUAUUCACCUGUGCCGCAGCCAAGCACAUAUCAGUCAACCGCUGUUCCAGAGAGUAGCUACGUGUACGUACCGCAGCCAAGCGCACAGCAGUCAGUUACCAUUCCGGAGAGCAGCUAUGUGUAUGCCCGGCAGGCAAGUACUCUCCAAACAGUUGCCGUUCCUACCAGUAGCAUUGUCGAUUUUCCGCAGCCGACCACCUCCCAGACGGUCCAAACCUCCCAAACGGCCCAGACCUCCCAAACGGCUCCCGUCCCUACGAGCAGCUACGUCUACUCUUGGCAGCCAAGCACAUUUCAAACAGUCGCCGUUCCUACGAGUAGCCUCGUAGAUGCCCCGCAGCCGACUUUGUCCCAAACUGCCUCCGCCCUUGAGAGCAGCUCCUUCAGUGUUCUGGAGCCACGUGCAGUCCAAACACCCGUCACCCCGGUAUGGUACGAAACACCAACGCCUUUUGCCCCAGGACCGUACGAAACGCCUGUCACUCCAGUACCAUACGUCACACCUGUCGCCCCAGAACCAUACGAAACCCCCGUUACCCCAGGCUGGUACAAGACACCCGCCGUCCCAGAAUGGAAUGCUACACCGACUCCGUUCCCUUACGUGGUUUAA
Molecule: messenger RNA, 1155 nt
Organism: Aplosporella prunicola CBS 121167
Lineage: Eukaryota; Fungi; Ascomycota; Dothideomycetes; Botryosphaeriales; Aplosporellaceae
Exons: 1
Coding region: 1-1155 (384 amino acids)
Source: RefSeq, a predicted model, not a curated record